This is a messenger RNA of Bipolaris maydis ATCC 48331, 1538 nucleotides long. Its product is annotated as major facilitator superfamily domain-containing protein. NCBI's taxonomy places the organism in Eukaryota, Fungi, Ascomycota, Dothideomycetes, Pleosporales, Pleosporaceae. The record is from RefSeq and is a predicted model, not a curated record. Gene Ontology annotation, biological process: transmembrane transport. Gene Ontology annotation, molecular function: transmembrane transporter activity.
UCGCAACGAAACUGGUCCUGGUGGUUCACACAACGCGGAUGCGAAGCGCCCAUGCUCCUCAAAUACAGAAGUUCCGACGUCUUCAUCAUCGGGACAGUGACUUUGGCAGUUUUCACCGACAUGUUCCUCUACGGCGUUAUUGUGCCGGUGAUGCCCUUCGCCAUCUCGUCGCGCAGCCACGUGGACCAAGACCGAGUGCAGUACUGGGUGUCGGUGCUCGUGGCCGUGUAUGGGGCGUCUCUUCUUGCGUUUUCGCCCGUGUGCGGCUGGCUUGCUGACCGCGGGUCGUCCCGGCGCAUGCCGCUUCUUGUGGGAUUGCUUGUUUUGCUGGGAUCCACGGUGUUGCUGAAUCUUGGCAAUUCGAUUGGGGUGCUGAUUACUGGGCGUGUGUUGCAAGGGGCUUCGGCCGCUGUGGUGUGGGUUGUUGGGCUUGCGCUGUUGGCUGAUACCGUGCCCCAGGAUCAGCUUGCCACAGCAUCUGGGUGGCUGUCGACGGGCAUGUCACUGGGCAUGCUGAUAUCUCCACUUCUGGGGGGUAUCGUGUAUGAUCACGCUGGCUACAAUGCUGUUUUUGGCAUGAGUUACGCACUAAUCGGGCUGGACGUGAUUCUUCGAUUGCUCCUUGUGGAAAAGAAGGUGGCGGUAAGAUGGGAUGCCAGUGCGAUAGGACGGCGACCAGUCGAGGCGCAUGACAGCCUAGGUGGAGACACUACACCACAAAGUGAGGCAUCAGAUGCUUCCAAAACGCCAGCCCAGUCGGAAUCCAGCCAGCUCGAAAUGCAGCGGCAAGGACCGCCUCGACGGCGGCUGCGGGAUCGCCUUCCUCCCGUUGUAUCACUGCUCUACUCCCGACGCUUGCUUGCCUCGCUGUUUUGCGCACUCAUUCAGGCGCUUUUAUUGACGGCAUUCGACUCGGUUCUUGCUAUUCACGCUGCGAAAACCUUCAACUGGACAGCAACGGGGGCGGCGCUGUUGUUUCUUCCCAUUGUCAUCCCGAGCUUUCUCGCGCCGUUUUGGGGCUGGCUGUGCGACAAGUACGGUGGACGAUACCUUGUCGUCAUCGGGUUCUUAUGCGGCUGUCCGCCGCUGGUGUGCUUGCGUUUUGUCACGGAGAAUACGAUGAGGGACAAGGUACUUUUAUGUGCGUUGUUGGCAAUCGUGGGUCUCUUCAUUGGCAUGACGUUUGCGCCCGUCAUGGCUGAGAUUUCAGCCGUGGCGGAAGCAAAGGAGAGGAGGUUAAUUGCAAGCGGACGGCCUGGGUUUGGAAAAGGCGGUGCAUUUGCUCAAGCCUAUGCGUUGUUCAAUAUGGCUUUUGCUGGAGGCUCUAUGGCCGGGCCAUUGCUAGCUGGGUUCAUUGUUGAAGCACAUGGGUGGGCGACCAUGGCAGCGGUACUGGGAGGACUAUCUGCCGCAGCCGCAGUACCUGGAUUUCUGUGGCUAGGCGGCUGGAUCGGCGGGAAGCUGCAAGUUUCGCGGUAGAAUAACGUACGAAUACUGGAUGUGUGUAUGAAUUGUAUGGUAGGCCGGAGCAUGCUGGC